Molecule: messenger RNA, 996 nt
Organism: Aspergillus melleus
Lineage: Eukaryota; Fungi; Ascomycota; Eurotiomycetes; Eurotiales; Aspergillaceae
Exons: 1
Coding region: 109-531 (140 amino acids)
Source: RefSeq, a predicted model, not a curated record
GGUAUCUCAGCUGUUUCUACACCACAGAUCCUUUGUAGACCAUCACCCCGGAAUCAAUGCUAACAUAUUAUCUUCGACUUUUGCUAUAGUGAUCAUAUCAAGAAGAAUAUGUCCUCAAUCAAGCCCCUCAUCUUGCACGCCCAUUCAACCGGUCCCAACCCCAUCAAGGUCGCCAUAGCGCUGCAGUACCUGCAAGUACCAUACGAAGUCAAGCAAUGGCAAUUUGGCGAUGAUGCCGAAAAUGGAGUAAAGGGAACCAAGUUUUUGCAAAUCAACGAGAACGGACGUGUUCCCGCCCUAGAGGACCCCAACACCGGCGUCGUCUCAUGGGAAUCAGGCGCUUGCAUGAACUACGUUCGACGCGUAUACGACAAGGCUGGAAAGUUAGGCCCCGUUAGCAAUGCGGAACAGGAUAUUGUUGAUUUCGAAAAGUGGGAGUACUUCCUGCUCACCACUCUCGGGCCAAUGUUGGGUCAGACGAACUGGUUCCGGUAUGUAUCUGUCCUUCAGAGCUUGAAAGAACGAUACUAAAAGCUGUAGCCACUACAAUGCGACCAAGAAUGAGGAUGCGCUGGGAAGAUAUGUUGCCCAGAGCUAUCGGUGCUUCGAUGUUCUUGAGAAGCACCUCGAAAAGACAUCCGGAGAGAGCAUUUUGCCAGACAAAGUGACAGCCGUUGAUUACCAUUUCGAGCCGUGGGUUAGACAGUACGCCUUUGCUGGUCUUUCUUUGGACAAAUACCCGAACAUUGAAAAAUGGCUCAAGGGAAUGACUGGCCGUGAGGAGGUCAAGCAGGCAUACGUCAGCGUCAAGGGUGCUGCUCCGCAGUGAAUCGCUAGAGAAAAGAUCAAUGACUUAUGGUUCUCAUGGAAGUAGGCGAAGGGGAUCUUUUCUAAUUUCUUUCACUCUGGAUCAAAACAACGUAAUGUUCUUAGCAAACAACGAAGAUUGUACCUAAAACCUGCAUUGCGUAAAACCAGGCAGGUAUGCUAUUCCCG